GGCAGCUCGUGAAGGCAUCACGGGGACAGCAGCCAUGAAGCAGUCCCUCUGCUCAGAGCCUCAGUGACAGUGAUGAUGAAACACUUUGUUCAGCAGCUUCUUCAUGUCGCUGCAGAACCUCACCAGGCUCCUUCAAUCCGCUGCUGCAUGAACUGAGAGCUGCAGAUCAUCCGGACUCCGAGGAUCUGCGGUGACCCUUCAUUUUGUUUUCCCGUUUCAAGCUGCGGAGCCAAAACACCGAGAGAUGGAGGAGUUUACAAGCCGUGCUCCGGGACGGGUAACCGUGUACUCCAUCCAGGGCUGCCCACACUGUGUGCAGGCUAAGGCCACCCUCGGGCGUUUGGAAGUGCCAGUGUGUGACGUGGACUUGGGGAGGCAUCCAGAGCUGAGAGCGGCAGUGAAGGAGCUUACCGGACGCAGCUCAGUCCCUCAGAUCUUCUUCAACAAUGUUCAUGUUGGCGGCAACGAUGACCUGCAGAAAUUGGCUCCUGAGGAGCUUCAGAGAUUGGUGAGUCUGGUCAAGGAGGAGCCUCUUCCAGCAGAUGCUCCGCCUGUGCCAGAGAAGAGCCAAUCAGAGGACGCAGCUGGAGAGACCGAUGGAGAGUUUAUGUGUGAGAAAGAUGAGUUGGCCGACCUGGUACAGGACCUCAAACAUGGCAGUGUUAUUGGCAGUCAAAGGAGGGGGCUGUCUGUUUACAAAAAGAGCUUCUCCGGCGAUCAGCUGGUAGACUGGCUGCAGAAAGAGAAGGGCAUGGCCCGGGCUGAGGCCUGUAGCACUGGACAGGCGUUGUUGCAGAAGAAGUACAUGGUCAGUGUGCGUGGCUGUGGGCAGCAGGAUGGCGGUUUUGGAGAAGGGGAAAACGUCACUGACGCACUGUACAGGCUCCUGGAGGAUGACCCUCACUCAGCCCUCAACGCAGGACAGACCGCAGGCUGCAGUGUCAAACCGGCUGCGGAGCUCUCUCUGCUUUUACGGGAGUUGAUUCUGAAACUGUUCUCUGAGCAUCUCUCUGCCGACGGCAAGUCCGUGGACUACAAUGGCAUGUCGUCGAACCCUGCGUUCAAGCGUUACUCUGAGCUGGCCAUCCAGCUGCAGAGGGUGGAGCUGCUGUCACUGAGCCGGGAGGAGAAGCUGGCCUUCUUCAUCAACACCUACAAUGCACUCGUCAUCCAUGGGUUCCUCCGCCUGGGGGCCCCCACCAACAUGUGGUCAAGAUACAGAUUCUUCAACUAUGUGAGCUACCUGAUUGGAGGAGAAGUGUUCACAUUGCAGGACAUAGAGAACGGCGUGCUGAGAGGGAACAAAAAGGGUCUGGCACAGUUUCGAAGGCCCUUCUCCAACACGGACCCAAGGCUUCAAGUGGCUCUCCCGAACGCAGAGCCCCUCAUUCACUUUGCCUUGAACUGUGGUGCAAAGGGCUGCCCGCCUAUUAAAACGUACAGUCCACAGGACAUCGACAGUCAGCUCCGCAUAUCAGCUGAAGCCUUCCUGGAGAACGAUGACGGCUGUGUGGUGGAUUCUGGGAAAAGAGAAGUGCGACUCAGUCAGAUCUUCAAGUGGUACAAGGCCGACUUUGGAGGCACCGAUGAGAACCUGCUGAAGUGGGUGCUGGAGCACAUGGGCGCCUCUCCGAAGAAGACCAGCCUGCAGGGCGUCAUGUCUGAAGGCAAAACCAAGGUCACCUUCCUCCCUUAUGACUGGAGCUCCAACGGCUCCCACUGAGCCUCUCACUCAGAAACACAACACACCCAGCUAUACACUAUGUCCCCUUGCAUCUGUCUACUUUCUCCUGAGCUGCAUCUCCUUCAACAUCAUGCAAUUAUUCUUAUGCAAAUCCAACUGUAAAAUCCAAAGGGACGCGUCUGCACUGAACUCCAGAAUUGUAUUUGUCUCGUACGUUAGGUGUUUUGUUUCAGGUAAUGCCAAAAACAACAGGAUGACGAGCGAGCCUAUUUUAGAAAACAAGACGCUCGACAUUUUCUACUGCAGCGGAAUAUUUAAUAAGAUGAAAUGCACUUCGAAUGAGUCAUUGACUUUUCGUAUUGAUAAAAUAAAUGUAAAAUGAUAAACUCUAAAAAACAACACAUACACAUCUCAAAUUAUCAAAGAUGAAAUGAUCACAGAGAAUUCCGGUAUUAUAACAACCUCAAUCAUCAAUAUGGCUUUCAUUCUUUCAAGUCCCAGUCUUUAAACAGCACGUCAGCAACUCAGGACCAAUAGAGGAUCAUGAUCUUCUCAGUCCAGUUCUACACAUAUUUGAGGCUACUUCACAUGGAGAUGACAACUUUACUGAUCUAAAUACUCUGCCUUGAUAAGCCAUAUCAAAAUACCCUAAAAAAAACACACUCAUUCCAGUGUAGUGGUCUGCAGAUUGUCCACAGAGCUGGUCCAUUAUUCCGGCAGCGUCUUCAGUGGCCACAUCUCCACCUCCGUGAACUGGAUCCAGUGUCCAUGUUUUAAGAGACACAGAAAGAUGCAGUGCUCAGACUUUUGCAUGUCUUGGAUCUGUUUUUAUUCCUAACCCCUGUUGGCAUUUUGGUUCUCCCUCUCUUCUACAUCAUCGUCCACCCUCCCCUUCUAAUCCAGGUCUUCCAUUUGAAAUUGCAGAAGUGCUACAACUGUGUUUUUUCCACACAGGUAUUUAUUAAGAAAUUUAAUAAUUUUGUGAAUAAUGGAAACACAUGUCCAAGCUGCACCCACACGGGAUGCACUCUAUCAAUCUACACGUUUAUCACCAACUCUGCUGUUGAACUAUAUUUGUACUUUUUCACAAAGAAAAAUGUUGCCGCAAUAAUGUUCUGUGUUAAUUUGACUAUUUAUUCCAGCACGUCUGUACAUUUUAUUUUGUUGUUGCUAAAAUCAGAAGCAAUUAAAAGUAGCAGUUUAAGACUUAAUUCAGUUUGAGUUUUUCACUUGUCAGUUCAGUUUCCAAUAUUGACUGCAUAUCAAGAUGGACAACAUGUCUCCAUUUCCUCCCUAAAUCCAGAAAUGAAGCUAAAAUAUCAUGGAUACGAAUGGAUAUCAAAAAAUGAACAUGUGAUCAAAGUUCAGGGUGACAAGAGCAACCUAAAAUGACAGAAACCAUCACAUAAAUGUAUAUGACGUGUGGUUUGACUUUUAAGUUUAGUCCUUCUCCCAACCAUUAGCAUGGAAGAGGGAAUAUCUAUGGCCUAUAUUGCAGCCAGCCACCAGGGGGCAGUCCAGCCACUUUUGGUGAGCAGUCAUGUCGUCCAUCGUUACAGUCUAUGGUUUCCACCUAAACACUGAAGUUUGACUUUAUUGGCUUUCCAUUUUACCUGGCCUUAAAACAAUCACUUGUUUUCAAAAUGAUGCAUUUUUCUUUGUGAUUUCCCACACACUGUGGUUAAAGGAAACGUGUGACUUUGCAAAUCUUUAAUUAAGUGAUCUUUCCACAAUUUCGGACUUUAUCUCAGGUCAAAGGAAAAUGUGAGUGGAACUGAUUCAAGUCAUCGAUGUCAGCAUUCUGUGCGCUGCAUGUCGUUCCUGCUGUUUCUCCUCAUUCUGUAUCUUCUACAUUUGUUUGCAAAUAAUUGUAUGCACGCCUGCACAUGACUGUACAUGUUACUGUGCAUUAGUUUCUGUCUAUAGGCUACAAGCGUCACCAAAGCAAAACAGUUUACUGAGCAUGUGUUAUAACUGGAAUGCAUUAGCUGCAUGAAACAUUGUUAAAGCCUCUGUGCUUGAAGGCCUGUCGCAGGGCUGCCUCUGAGUCUUAUCAACAGUCUGCACUUUUUCUUUCUCUGCGACAAUGGACCUUUGACUUUAUUAACGAUAGACUCAGAUUAACAUAUGAAGGAAGAACACCAUGGCUAAAUUGAACAGGAAAAAAGGUUUUACUAUACGUCAGGGGUUUUCAAAGACUGACACUGCCGGCCUUCCCUGAGACUAAACAUGGGAAAUGGCGCCCCCUUCCUCUCAUCUUAGUUUACUUGAUUCGUUUUGCUCAAUACAUGGAUGCCAAUAGCAUCAUGGUUGUGUUUUUUGAUCCCACAAACACUCAACAGCUGAGUCAAGAAAGCCUUAUAUUGCAGUUUGACAUAACUUCAUAUUGCACCAAAUACAUACAAGACCCAGUUAUUAGUUUAUGACUGGGAAAGAGGGAAAAACUACUGAAUUUCUUCAUGAUCUCUUUAACCAAAUCACACAUGUGAAGGUUACAUAUAUGAUAACUAAUGUAAUAACUAAUGUAACAUUAUUUCCCUUAAUUUCACUGAGCCAAACAUCCCUGAAACUGUUUGGAGCCCCCCUGGGGAGGCCUGCCUCACACUUUGAAAACCUCUGUACUACUUUAUUAUUGAUGUAAUUUAUGAUAUCAUUGUAUUUUUUUUAGAAUUACCUCAUGUAACAGGUAUUUGAUGCAAAAAACUGUUUUUUUUAACAAAGCCAUUCUAAUAUAAUCAUUCUGUUUUCCUCUAACCUGGGGUUUAUCGAAGCAAUAUGUUUAUGGUUAGUAAAUAUGCAACGCGGAACUAUACAAUAAAGUCUAUACUGAGUUA
This is a messenger RNA of Pleuronectes platessa (European plaice), 4518 nucleotides long. RefSeq lists its product as uncharacterized. Lineage: Eukaryota; Metazoa; Chordata; Actinopteri; Pleuronectiformes; Pleuronectidae. The transcript has 11 exons. The record is from RefSeq and is a predicted model, not a curated record. Gene Ontology annotation, biological process: intracellular signal transduction; cell redox homeostasis. Gene Ontology annotation, molecular function: electron transfer activity. The coding region runs from base 245 to 1723 and encodes 492 amino acids.